Messenger RNA from Capra hircus (goat), 2007 nucleotides. RefSeq names its product transmembrane protein 170B (gene TMEM170B). Gene Ontology annotation, biological process: negative regulation of canonical Wnt signaling pathway. The transcript is spliced from 3 exons. Lineage: Eukaryota; Metazoa; Chordata; Mammalia; Artiodactyla; Bovidae. The record is from RefSeq and is a predicted model, not a curated record. Gene Ontology annotation, cellular component: plasma membrane. Bases 97 to 495 code for a protein of 132 amino acids.
CCGGCGGCGGCGGCGUUGGCGGCGGCCUGGAGGAGCCGCGCACCCGCCGCCGCCCCCGGAGCCCGAGGAGAGGGCGGCGGGCGACCCCCGGGGAAGAUGAAGGCGGAGGGGGGCGACUCCUCCAUGAUCAACCUGUCGGUGCAGCAGGUCCUGAGCCUCUGGGCCCACGGGACGGUGCUGAGGAACCUCACGGAGAUGUGGUACUGGGUCUUCCUCUGGGCCCUCUUCUCCUCUCUGUUCGUCCAUGGUGCUGCCGGAGUGCUGAUGUUUGUGAUGCUGCAGAGGCAUCGGCAAGGGAGAGUCAUCUCCGUCAUCGCCGUCAGCAUCGGGUUUCUGGCUUCCGUGACUGGAGCGAUGAUCACUAGUGCAGCCGUGGCCGGCAUUUACCGAGUGGCCGGGAAGAACAUGGCCCCCUUGGAAGCCCUGGUGUGGGGCGUUGGACAGACAGUACUGACGCUCAUCAUCUCCUUCUCAAGGAUCCUCGCCACACUCUGAGGUUUCUGUGAGAAUGUCUUUACUUCACAUAAGGAAACAGACGUACAGAUUCUCUGAAAACGGCGUCGUUAGCGAGUGGGCGUGAGAUCGUACAAGGACGUGGAAGGAGCAGGUCGAAACCCAAGGCCUUGGGCCGUGUGGGAAGAUCGCCCUCUGGUGUUCAAUGAUUGCACUACCGCACCGCACCUUACGUGCCUCCGUCCCGGGCAAGGCGCACCGCUGCGUGAAGCUACAAGAAAAAGCACCUUGUUUAGCUGCCAAUCAGGUUAACACUGGUGUUGAAUCAUCAUUCUUAACAGUGUUGUGUUAAGUUACAGGGACGUUUUGAAGAACUGAUACAUGUGCCAAACUCUUUUUUUUUUUUUUAACAUUGAUCAUGUGAAAUUUGCAAGUGUAGCUGUAGAUGAGUGCUGUGAACAUAUUUGACAUGAAUUCAGGUGAUGUAGUGAGAAAUUUUGUUUUGUAAUGCUAAAUCCUGUAUGAGUGCUGAAUAUCAAAUCAUUUAUGAGACAAAUUACCUGAUUUUUAAUGUUGAACGUUUCUGGGAUUUAGGGCUUUCAUAUAAACUAGGUAUUUAUUGUUAUUUACUUUACAUGGAAAAUGAUACUGAACGGAAAACUGCUAGACUCUUUUAAGGUUCAAAGUAGAUCUGUAGGGUGCAUCCUUUUCACUCACUCAAAUAACACUCUUUAAUAGUUUCCCUCAUACAUAAACAUUCUGUUGCUAUGAAUUUAAAAACUUUUGGGGUCACACAUAUUGAUUGUAGUUUGUGUGUCAUGAAAAUUUAAUUUGAAAAUUUUCUUAUAAAUUUUGUAAGAAAAGUCUGAAAUGCACAUCCUAUUCUUGAUCCUUCUGAAGAAAGUUUCUGCCAUGUAUCUCAUGGAGAAAACAUCUUUACAGCUAGUAUCUCAGUGGGAUUAUAUUACUUAUUGCAUAUAUCUUAUUUUUGACAAAACGUAAGCAGUCUCUCAUCCUGGAGUAUCAAAUAUAUAUAAAGAGUGGCCUAAAUUAGGCUGUGAAAACAAGAAGCCUCACUUGUAAGGAACAAGUUAAGAAACAAGUCAUAUAGGAAGAAUAAUAAAUGAUCUUAUUUUGCGUAUGGUAGCAUCAUAAUUUCUCUAAGUAAAAAUUGGGGAAUAUAGUAAAUAAUUUUAAAAUUUGGCAGUUACUCUCAGCAUAUCAGUAUAGUGUUGAACAUAUAUUUAAGUGAUUCAUUUCAGUUUUUCAACUCUUGUUUUAUUUUGUUAUUUAAAUUUACUAGCAUCUACAAUGACAUUUAUUAGAAUGAAAAAGUUACUAGUAUAAAACAGUUUAAGAGGUUUUGGCAAUAUGUAAUUGUAUUUGAGAGUAUAAGAAGUAAGGGAAGCAUAGAAACUGGUUGAAUUCAUCUCCUGCUGAGACUUUUUGAGUACUAGAUACAAUUAUACAUUGUGGUUUAGUUGCUGUUCAUGUCUGACUCUUUGCAACCCCAUAGACUGCAGCCCCUCUCAAGCUCCUCUGUCCAUGGGAUUC